Molecule: messenger RNA, 1173 nt
Organism: Rosa chinensis
Lineage: Eukaryota; Viridiplantae; Streptophyta; Magnoliopsida; Rosales; Rosaceae
Exons: 2
Coding region: 1-1173 (390 amino acids)
Source: RefSeq, a predicted model, not a curated record
AUGGCAUGCUACUCGUUCGAAGAAACCCUGACAGAAGAGGCCUUGCGCUGGUUCCUCAACUUCCCCUCAAAUUCCAUCGAUAGCUUCCAGGAGCUCGGGGACAAAUUCCUCCGCCUGUUCAUUUUUUGUGGCAGUGGUUAUUGCACGACGCCUGACCUGUUUAGGCUCAAGCAACGGCCAAAUGAGCAAUUGCGAGACUUUGUUCGCCGAUGGAACAAGGAAACCAACAGAGACAAGCCUGUUCAACACAGUAACAGGAACCCACGAGAGCGCCCAAGUUACAACAAUAAAAGGGACAAACAGUACGGGAAGAGCCCUGAGAAGCCAAAAUACAAUUCAUCGGGCAGUCGGUAUCGCGAUGCUCCAUAUGGUGGUACCCGAUACAGGAAAAACCCAAAAUACAAUGCACCCCGAUACGAGAUCUACACCACACUCACCGCCUCAUACGAAGAAAUUUGGAAUAACCACAAAGACAUCAUCCCACGCCCGCCGCGGUGUAAACUUGGUCAGGACAAAACACAAGACAAUGGCAAGUACUGUACUUACCAUGAAGAGGCCGGCCACCCCACCAACAUAUGCUGGGCACUGAAAAACGCUAUCGAGCACCUCAUUCAAAGUGGCAAGCUCUCACAGUAUCGUACUCCCGCAACGGGAGCCAAUGCCAUUGAAGUCUACCGACAAAUAUUGACUACACAUGGAGGUGCCCCAAGGGGACCCGAGACUCUUCACCUACCAAAGCGACAGUGUCCUCGGGGACAAGAGGUGUUGGGACUAAGUCAUGGCUACCACACCCCACAGGUGGAGUGGGACUCGAUUGCUUUUAACCGCAAUGAAGACAUGAUACGGAAACAUCAUAACGACCCUUUCCUGAUCACUAUGGUCAUCGACCAGUAUCGAUGCCACCGGGUCCUGGUCGAUAGUGGCGCGGCGAUCAGUGUUAUGUUUAGCAGUUGUUACGAAGGCCUGAACCUGGAUAAGAAGAAACUCACCCAAGAUCACGAGCCCCUAAUCAGCUUUGCAGGAGAAAUCACACAGCCCUUGAGAUCCGACACCUUGGGAAUAACACUUGGUGGAGGCAACACUAUCGCUUUCAUGACAACACACUUUAUCGUUGUCGAUUGUCCUUCUUCCUACAACGUCAUCUUAGGGCGAGACGCCAUUUGGGGACUCUAA